AGCGCGGUGCUCGCGCGUUAAAUGGGUCGCGUGAGGAGCGCGCGCCUCUGUGGCGAGGGUUUAAAUGGGAGGACCGCUCGCGCUGAAGAUCAGAUCUAAGUAACGGUACUGACAGCUCGAGGAUGCCUGACAGCGCGUGCGCGAAACCCAGCACGGAGCUCAGAAAGUCUUCAAAGCCCAUUAUGGAGAAGAGGAGGCGCGCGCGCAUCAAUCAGAGCCUCGUGCAACUGAAGGCGCUCAUCCUGCACGCGCUGCAUGCGGACGUCUCGCGGCACUCGAAGCUGGAGAAGGCAGAAAUCCUGGAGAUGACGGUGAAGCACCUGAGGAGCGUGCAGCGCGCGCAGGCGGCAGUGUCCCCCGCAGUGUCCCUCACGCUGGGCAGGUACAGCGCCGGCUUCAGCGCCUGCAUGACUGAGGUCACUCGCUUCAUGUCCAGCUGUGAAGGAGCGAGCUGUGAGCUCCGGACGCGGCUGCUAGCACACCUGGCCAGGUGUGUGAUGAUGACUCCGCCCCCACAACAUGCACUGCCAAUCACACAGACUGACACACCUCCCAAAACACGGCUGAUCCUUCCAGCACUGGACACAGAUACUCUGAACAGGAGAAUCCAGCUGGGCGAUCCCGGACGAGCCCCCACGUUAAUAACCCCCUCGGCUCAGGAACCCUCAGGAACCGCUGUGUGGAGGCCAUGGUGAAACCACAGAGACUCGUAAUGAUCUACACACCGGAACCGGACCGGCCCUGAGGACAAAGCAGAACACGUCCAGAGACACUCGGAACCCUGAGACACUUCAACAGUUACCACUUAUAUUUCAAAUAUCCUCAUACAUAAAACUGUACCAUACAAAAUAAAGGUUCUUUUACUUUUAAUAAUAGGGAAACUUUUUGUGCUAUAUGGAACUAUUUUUGGAGUUCUUUAAAGAACCACACACAACAAAUCUGUCAAAAUAAAAGAAAAAUAGAUUGAAAACUUUUCUAUUUUUACCAAAAAAAGGUUGUUGUAUUGCUGUUCAGUCAAGAUUGUACAGAUGUAGGUUCUGCUCAGGUUCCACAGUGAAGUUCCACACAAGAACACAAAACAAUGAUCUUCUGUAGUAACACAGUUAUUAACGUUCGAGGAUGAUGUGGUUUCCGCCCGUUCAGUCUGAAGGGUUAACAGUGUUCUGUUGUCAUGUUGUGAAGGUCAGUAGGACAGAUGUCCUCCACUGGCCUUCAUCUAGAACCUAAAGGUUCUGCACUAAACCUGUGGCUCGUUUUUGUUUGUCACACUUUUAUAGCAACUUUUUACUAAUUGGAAACAGAUUCAAAGAGAAAAUAAAGAAUGUUGAAUCCCUGUGA
Pygocentrus nattereri (red-bellied piranha) is the source of this 1338-nucleotide messenger RNA. RefSeq names its product transcription factor HES-1-like. Gene Ontology annotation, biological process: anterior/posterior pattern specification; regulation of transcription by RNA polymerase II; regulation of neurogenesis. Gene Ontology annotation, molecular function: DNA-binding transcription factor activity, RNA polymerase II-specific; RNA polymerase II cis-regulatory region sequence-specific DNA binding; protein dimerization activity. Gene Ontology annotation, cellular component: nucleus. The transcript is spliced from 4 exons. The record is from RefSeq and is a predicted model, not a curated record. The coding region runs from base 123 to 695 and encodes 190 amino acids. Lineage: Eukaryota; Metazoa; Chordata; Actinopteri; Characiformes; Serrasalmidae.